Molecule: messenger RNA, 1328 nt
Organism: Anopheles bellator
Lineage: Eukaryota; Metazoa; Arthropoda; Insecta; Diptera; Culicidae
Product: pyridoxal kinase
Exons: 3
Coding region: 270-1190 (306 amino acids)
Biological process (GO): pyridoxal 5'-phosphate salvage
Cellular component (GO): cytosol
Molecular function (GO): pyridoxal kinase activity
Source: RefSeq, a predicted model, not a curated record
UUCGCAAGUAAAUAGAAAAAAUGUAAUUGUGCAAAUAAGAGCAACAGAAACCAAACAAAUUGAUAAGGGAAUUGAAAGGAAUUCUGUGCGAAACUGACCGGUGUGUUGGUUUUGUGUAUGAAAGCAUUGUCUAUGUUAUCUUAUCUCGGCUGCUGAUAGCAAAUUAUCCGACCAGCACCAAGCAAAUUAGCAGUAUGUUGUUAGUAGUAAACGGAAGGCCCUCGGAAACGGAAGCGCAAUAGCGAACGAAACACAGGUCUGCGACAACCAUGGCCACCAAUUCCAGGGUUCUCUCUAUUCAAAGUCACGUUGUACACGGAUACGUCGGGAAUAAGAGUGCCGUAUUUCCUUUGCAGGUGCUGGGGUUCGAGGUCGAUCAAGUGAAUUCUGUACAGUUUUCGAAUCAUACUGGCUACAAGAAUGGAUUUAAGGGGCAGGUGUUGAACGAAAAAGAAUUGGCCGACGUGUUUUCCGGUUUGGUAGACAAUGAUUUGCAUAAACUCUACACCCAUCUGCUCACUGGAUACGUGGGCAAUCCGACAUUCCUGCGCGAAAUAGCAAACAUACUUAAAUCACUGCGAGCCGUCAACGCAAAACUUGUCUACGUAUGCGAUCCAGUCAUGGGCGAUGAGGGUGUAAUGUACGUGCCGAAGGAGUUGCUUCCAAUUUAUCGAGACGAAAUUGUCCCCUUGGCUGAUAUCAUCACACCGAACCAGUACGAGGUGGAACUGCUGACCGGAAAGCAGAUAAAAACGGAAGACGAUGUCUGGGAAGCUGUAAAGUGGUUCCACGACAAAGGCGUCCGCACAGUGGCCAUUUCUUCAUCCGAGCUUGGCUCCAAGGAUACGCUGAUGGCUUUUGUGAGCCAUUGCGCCGCUGCCGGAAUUGAGCGGUACCGCUUGGCCAUCCCGAAACAAGGAAAUAACAUUAUUCGUUUCACCGGCACCGGUGAUCUUUUCGCUUCACUUUUCUUGGCCCACGCCACACUGACCAAAUUUGACAUGGGCACCACUCUAGAAAGGGCUAUCGCCACAUUGCAAGCGGUCAUUACGAAGACGUUAAGCUACAUUCCGGAUCAGGUAAUGGAGGGGAAGGUUCCAGUAACGUCUCAGCAACGAGAACUUAAAAUAAUCCAAAGCAAGUCCGAUAUCGAACAACCAAAGAUUAAGCUGCGAAGCGAAAAAGUUUAACAACUCAGGCCAUUGAAUAAUUUUAUCGAUGUAACGAGACGCAACAAAAAAAAUAUUGUUUUUAUGUUGUAAAUGAUGUUAUUUUAAAGUCGGUGAAACUAUGUUGAGAAAUGAAUUCAAUAGAAUUGCAUAACUGUA